Messenger RNA from Cloeon dipterum, 1700 nucleotides. RefSeq lists its product as uncharacterized. Lineage: Eukaryota; Metazoa; Arthropoda; Insecta; Ephemeroptera; Baetidae. The transcript is spliced from 3 exons. Bases 180 to 746 code for a protein of 188 amino acids. The record is from RefSeq and is a predicted model, not a curated record.
GUGUGUGUUGUGAAUUUAUCUCAAACACAUGCGGUGACGCAGGUCUUUGUUGGUGUCGCUGUCACUUUUAAAUUUACAUUACUUUUGGUGCGAAAUCAGCUUUCGCAUGCUAGGAAUGUUUGUCAUUCUCACAGAGCUGAGGCUGAGUUGCUAGAAUUCAUCAAAAUUAAUUCUUAACCAUGACGCACGCUAGGCUCUUUGACAAAAUCGUGACCAACACACCUGAAUCGUGGAGUUUUUUGGGCUUUCCUUGGAAGAGAACUUCACAGUACUCCAUUUUCGAAGUUGACGAACACAGCGAUGAGUUCCGUUUCGUGACCGCUGAUAUCGACAACAGCCCCGGAGAACAUGCUUUCACUUACUCGUGGAUCAAGCGCAUCCAGAAUGUGUGCAUGUUUGGCCGGUAUUUGAUCCGUCACCAGCAGCUUUUUGCCAAAGAUACAAAUAGUCAAGAGGAAAUCCAGUACACAUGCAUUCCUGAAUGCAAAAUCGAAGAGUUGGCGAGACACAACGUGGACUCAAGGUAUCUGCAGUAUCCAAAUAGUGAUGCCUUUGUCAAUUACGAGUUGCUGAGAAACGCCACUGAUGCCCUUGUCCGAGUGCACAAGAGUGUAACUUAUCCAUGGGUUCUUGUGUGCGCUAGAGUUUCAACUCCUCCAGAUGGAAAAAUCAUGAGUGACUCAGAAAUAUAUCCAGAAUAUGUUGUGAAAUUUGCCAGCAUUAACAGGGAACCUUUAACCCUGUAAUGUCUUUGGCAUUAACGUAAUUGCAUCAAUAUGAAGUAUUUAGGGAAUUAAGAAUAUUUAUAGCCUGAACGUCUGCAUAAGAAAACAUUUGUAUGAACAAUAUUUAACUGAGUUGAUGUGAGAAUUUCUCAAAGAUACUCCAUUACAUAUGGUAUCAAACAGAAUUCUUGUGCCGAUUUUCAAAUUCGCCAUGCUUUCUCUGACUGAGGUUACGAAAAUUCUGCCUGUUCGAUUUGUAUGAUCGAAUUUUGAUCUCAUCCAGACUUCAGUUGUAAAUAUCUUUGCAUGCCACAUUAUGUGAGGGGCAUUAAAAAGGCGUAAUUAAUAUGAUGCUUGCUAAGAGAAAUGUUAAAUCUUGCUCUAAUUAUCCGGUCUAAUUUUUUAGUCUUUGAGCAAAUAUAUUUUGCAGCAGCCUGGAAACAAUUUUUGUCAUCUUUUACUAUUCUUACAAAAACAAAAAUUUUAAUAUCAAGAAUAUAUGUGCGGACAUAUUUUCUUAUCAGCUAGCCGCAUGCGGAGCUAUAUUAAAUAAAAUAUAUUUUAAUAAACUGAUGCAAUUUUCUUUAGUUUAGUUAGAUUGAUAUGAGAGUGAAUUUUUUGUAAGGGAAUCAUUAUCAAGAUGAAAUAAGCUAAUAAUUUGCUUACAAUUAUUGUAGCUGCAAAUCAUGAGAAGACACAAAAGUUGCUUUUUAGAAGUACAGAAAAAUUUAUUAAGGAUGAUAAAAAUGUUGUAGAUGAGUUAAACUCAAUUGAUUUAACUAAAUCACAGGUUAAACAGUUUAUUCAUACGCCACAGUACAAACUAAAAUUAAACCUCUUACAAUGAACCUGGGAUGUUUUCCUAAGUCUUCCGAAAUUAAGAUCAUGUAAUAUAGUCAUAGAGGCGGGGUUUGAUUUUUCUGAGCUCCUCAAGAGUGUCCAAUGUAUUUUAAUGGAAAAUCAAGAAGUGUCUUU